Plutella xylostella (diamondback moth) is the source of this 1902-nucleotide messenger RNA. RefSeq lists its product as uncharacterized. Gene Ontology annotation, biological process: RNA polymerase II preinitiation complex assembly; transcription initiation at RNA polymerase II promoter. NCBI's taxonomy places the organism in Eukaryota, Metazoa, Arthropoda, Insecta, Lepidoptera, Plutellidae. The record is from RefSeq and is a predicted model, not a curated record. Gene Ontology annotation, molecular function: protein heterodimerization activity; transcription coactivator activity; RNA polymerase II general transcription initiation factor activity. Gene Ontology annotation, cellular component: SLIK (SAGA-like) complex; SAGA complex; transcription factor TFIID complex.
CACAGAUUAUUUAUAGAGCCUAAAGCCUAUGAUGUUUUUUGGUGUGUGAUGCUGAAUUUAAGUUUAUUAAAAUUUGUUUAUUUUUUAUAAGGGUUUCUAUAAAGUAGCUACAUAAUUGUUAAGGCAGUAAUUUUAUUUGGUUUUGUUCUUAUUUAUUGAAGUGUAUAGCCCACAAAUUAUUGUAAGUUAAUUAAUCGCAAUGUCUAAUUCUACAAGUUUAAAAACACAUUCUAAAAAGGUAAAUAGCAGCAGAGACAGGGACAAAAACCGAUCAGUUGCAUCAGAAUCUGGUGGAUCCAGCCAGUGCGAUACCCCGCCACUUAUUGAAAAGGAUGGUGCCUCUUCUUCAUCACAAGGCAAGUAUGCCGGCAUCGGUGUUGAGUCUGUGCAGUGCAUGGCGGAGCAGGUGGGGGCCGAGAUCACUACUGAUGCUGCUACAAACCUGGCCGAAGACGUCAGUUACAAGCUACGACAGAUUAUCCAUACUAUUGCCGCUCGCAGUGAGUUGAUGAUGAAGUCACAAGUUGACGCCUGGGAUGUAAACACAACUCUGAUGCUAUCGGAUACCAGCCCGGUGGUCGGAGCCUGCACUCCCCACUAUGUGACAUUCGGUGAAGAGGAGUUGUGCUGCCAAGUUGAAACACUUCAGAAUGUAACAGAGUGUGCAAUGACAACACAAAGCUAUGUCUAUGCCAGUCUGCCCACAUUGUCCGUAGAAUGGAUCACGGACGAGAAGAGUGUCAGUAGCAACAGUAACCUGAGUGUGCCAUUGCAGAAUUAUUAUACUAAAGUAGCAAGAGCAAUUCUAAACCUGAAGAAGAAAUUAAAAGACAUAGCAGUACAAGAUCUCACAACGAAUACUCGCAUUGGGCCGAUAUUCCCAAAUCUGUUCAACCUAGCUGUGUUAGUAUUAAAUGACGAUAAUCUCAAGGCUCUCAAUGUUCCUGCUAAGAAGCCUCUACAGUGCAAUGUGUUGGAUAUGAUGGACGCCCUUUGUUCAAACCCAUGCAGUUUGGACACGAAUAUUCAACAACAGUUUCAACGCUUAUUUCCUGUGAUGGUAUCUAAUAUUUUAAGUAACGGUAGUUUAUCAGAGAAAAUGGUAGCAGUAUUAACAAAAAUCACAAGAACAUGGCCAUCUUUUGCAUCCAUGGGUAAGGAGAUUCUUUUCGACUACCUCUCAAAAGGGCCUAAAACACAACUGACUGCUCAAAUGAUUAAGUGCCUUACGGCGCUAGGCAGACCGGCGCUUAUCGAAUGUCUGUCGGAGCAUUUAGACUAUAUCGAUGACGUUAUGAACGAGCCGAGAAAAAACCACAUCCAAUUGGGAUUGAGGGAAACCUCGUUGGAUGCGUCCACCUGCUUGCUUAGAUCUGAACUGACGACGUAUCUAGAAGACUACGUGGCCACAGACUACACUCUGUACGAGAUGCUCGGCGACUCUGUGAUGCCGCGGCGCACCUUGUUCCCUAUACCAGAACCAAAGAAACCCCCAACGGACGCCACAUCACAAGACAGCCAAUCAGAAGACGAGAUGCCGUAUUUGCCAUUCAAAACAUUAUCGAGGAGGUCAAAAGUAAAGCUGUUCCCUAGAAAUCGAAUAUUAGAAAGCAGCAUUCACAGAGAGGCCGUAUUCGAGCCCGUGCGCUUCAAACCUGAAAGAAUACUCUGUAGGAUACCUGUUAAAGUGAAAAGUUUUAGAAACUUGCCAGUGAAAAAGGACAGAGCGGCGCAGGCGCACAUGCAGAGACCAAUAUACAACGUAAAUCGGUCGGUUAAUGGCGUGGCGGUGGCGUGUGGUCUACUCAACAGAUUUAGGUAUAGGCUCAACAAUAACUGCAAACCAUUUCCUAUAUUUGGAACGUACAUGUUGUGAAAGUAAAUCGAUUGUGAUAUGUUUAA